UGUACAAGGGAGUUAGUUUGCGCCCACUCGUGGCCAGUUGUUUUAUGCAGUAGAUGUGAAUUUAUCAGAAUAACUAGCAGCAGCAGUGUUAGUGAUACGUGAGGUGACAAAAGAAUAGUUACAGAUGGCGAUGAAGAAAUGCUUUCACGUAUUCUUGUUUGCUGUUGGCUCUGUGAUACUCCUGAGGGUGCAAUACACAGCUCGCUUGGAUUUCCCAGACACUGUGAUUACCCGUUCUCCAAUAUCUAAUAGCACAGGUGAAAAUGAUUCACCCAAAAGGACAAGAAAAUCGCAGUUUGUCUAUCUCGUCCAAGGUGCAUCAAGACGCCCUAUUCCCGGUCUCAAGGCCACGCCGAAUAGAGAAAUAAUAUGGCUGACUUACAGAGACAAAACAGGCGACAUUUACUUUCCGAAUAGCACUCAUGCCACAGGUCGUAACCGGCUGCUUUGGGAAGCAAUUGAACGUGCAGCUAAAAGGAAUGACGGCGGCUACUUGUACUACCUAUUUCUGGACGAUGAUCUGUUGCUAACUAAUGAGGAGAAUAAAAAACGCUGGUGGCGAAGAAAAUUACCAAGAAACCCUUAUGAUCGAUUUGAAAUGUUUUUACUCGAUUUCCAACCGGCAGUUGGGUUCCCAAGAUAUAGUUUUAACAUUCACGAUGCUCCAGCCCCAGUUGGGGUGAAAUACAACUUCGAUGCUAUUUUCAACGGGUUUCACCGCCACACUAUUUCCUUCUUGUUGCCAUACAUAAGCGAUUUAGAUCACACCUCAUGGUUCUUUGCGCAGUGGUUUGUCAUUCACAUAUCUGCGGUGUUUUAUAAUUCAAAUCGUGUCCUUUGCAACGCGGUGUACGCAAAUAAUGCAAGGCAUCACUCGAUCAAUAUGUUAAAGGGAGCCUACACCGAUUCUGAAGACUUCCGUAUAUCGCGUGACUAUUUUCGUACGUGGAUUAACAAGAACAACACAGUUGAAACCGCUAAAGGGGGGAAAAUUAACUUGCUUCAGACUUUUAAGGGACAGGCCAUGUAUACUGACAUUCCAGGGAAAGCCAGGAGAAAACAAAGUAUGGAAUACAGAGUUUCCACAAAGUUUAUAACCACUGCUUUCAAUACGUCCCAUCCAGGUAUUCAAAAAAUUCUGCACUGGAGAAGUUUACCAAAAGUAAAGAACAUCCUGUAUGGGAGUGAGAAGGAUGAACCCGAUUUCUUUCCUGAUGUUUUUCCCUUGCACUAACUCCCUUCUUAUACGGUCUACCCCUUCUAUAAGGAAAACAGUAAGACAUUACUUUCAGUGCUGAACCCAGGAUUUUUGCAAGGGGUGGACAACCAAAAGAAAAAAGAAAAUUAUCUUGCCUCGUUGGACAAACAUAAAUUAUGCAGGAAAAUAAAGGGUAAUUUAGACACUUUCAUAAAUUAACUGGCGAAUUUCACGUGUAGUUGUGCAGAAUUAAAAGUUUGAAACCCGGAAACGGGUUAAUGUUGUUCUCCCAACAUACAUUUAAUAAAUGCUCCAUAAAAAGAGAUAAGGAUCACAUUAUGCUCAUUCACAUGAAGUAGGACUAUAAUAAACUGAUGGGUCACAUUGCACUCCAAAGCGUACUUAAAUAAUUGCAGCCCUCUGGGGGUCUUCAUAUGUCUCUGGCAGGCAUGGAGACAUUUAUAAUACAGACAGUACAUAUUCCUAUCACUUGAGUAUGUAGUUCUUUACAUUUCUGGUAUGUUUUUUAACUAAUUUCAGUCCUAUAAGAUAUUGCAUUUUUCAUGUAUUGCACCCUUUUAGACUUAGUAUGCUUUUAAAGUCUGGGGAUUCUACAUGUACUCUCAUAGUGAAAACACUCAAAAUAAACCAAUUCCUUAC
This is a messenger RNA of Lingula anatina, 1858 nucleotides long. RefSeq lists its product as uncharacterized. The record is from RefSeq and is a predicted model, not a curated record. Lineage: Eukaryota; Metazoa; Brachiopoda; Lingulata; Lingulida; Lingulidae.